AUGGAAGAACCACCUAAUGUUCAACAUCUAAGUCCCGAUGAAAUUCAAGCUGAAGCAAUAUUCACUUCUUCAAUCAAACGCCUGGAAUCCGGACAGUUCAGUGUUGCAUUACCCUUCAAGCAUUCACACCCCAUCCUAGGAGAUUCCAAAAGUGGAGCUCUCAAACGGUUCCAUAGCCUCAAACAUCGACUAUCACGUGACGAAAAUCUUGACAAAAACUAUUCAGACUUUAUGAGGGAUUAUCAUGAAAAUAAACACAUGGAAGCGGUUCCGAAAAAUAAUCAGAAUACUCCUUAUUGUUAUUAUAUACCUCAUCAUUGCAUUCUACGUCCGGAAAGUCAGACUACUAAGCUCCGUGUGGUUUUCGAUGCAUCGGCUCGAACCACCACAGGUCAAUCUUUGAAUACAAGCUUAUAUACUGGGCGCAAGCUACAGCAAGAGAUCACUCAAAUUUUGAUUCGUGCACGAGUACAUACAUUUUUGUUCACUGCAGACAUAAAGCAAAUGUUUGGGCAAAUCGAAAUCCAUCACACCGAUUGGGACUACUUGCGGAUUUUCUGGCGUUUCAACCGUGAUUUACCCGUCGAUGAAUAUAGGCUAUGUACUGUUACAUAUGGCACCUGCUGUGCUCCAUAUCAAGCACUCCGUACGUUACAACAUUUAGCAAAGAUUGAAGGAGAUAGAUUCCCAGUCGCAGCCAAUGUAAUCCUGAACGAUACAUUUGUUGAUGACAUACUCACAGGAGCUAGCUCGGAAGAUGACACCUUACAUUGCCAACAACAGGUUAUUUCGUUGUGUGCUCAAGGAAAAUUCCAACUUAGAAAAUGGGCUAGCAACUUACCCAGCAUCUUGCAGUCGGUACCCACCACUGAUUGCUUAAUGUCUCAUGUCGUGCAGCUCGAUGACGAUGUGGAUGCGAAGCUAAAGAUCCUUGGCAUGCAGUGGCACCCUACACAAGACCAAUUUUCAUAUAAUUGUCAUACUCCAAGCAAUAUAGCGACCAAGCGAUCAGUCUUAUCAGAUAUGGCACGCAUUUUUGAUCCACUGGGUUUCCUGUCACCUGUCACAUUUAUGGCUAAACACCUAAUGCAACUCUUGUGGGCAUCUGGAAUAGGCUGGGAUCAUCCCAUUCCUGUACAAACGCUAACAAUUUGGCAACGAUACCAACAAGAACUGAACUGUAUAAAUGAAUUGACCAUUCCUCGUCGAAUCACGUUAGACGGUCACCCAACAUAUGAGCUGCAUUCCUUUCGAACAGCUCCGAAAAGGGAUACGCCGCUGCCGUUUAUCUCCGUUGCAACACAGUUAGUGUCGUUCGUUGCUACCUUAUCUUGGCAAAAUCAAAGGUAG
Messenger RNA from Acyrthosiphon pisum (pea aphid), 1350 nucleotides. RefSeq lists its product as uncharacterized. The record is from RefSeq and is a predicted model, not a curated record. The transcript has a single exon. NCBI's taxonomy places the organism in Eukaryota, Metazoa, Arthropoda, Insecta, Hemiptera, Aphididae. The coding region runs from base 1 to 1350 and encodes 449 amino acids.